Molecule: messenger RNA, 1309 nt
Organism: Tachysurus vachellii
Lineage: Eukaryota; Metazoa; Chordata; Actinopteri; Siluriformes; Bagridae
Gene: ntng1b
Product: netrin-G1
Exons: 4
Coding region: 13-1098 (361 amino acids)
Molecular function (GO): cell-cell adhesion mediator activity
Source: RefSeq, a predicted model, not a curated record
UAUUUAGCAGCCAUGCAGCUAGCAUUAGCAUUAGCACUACAAGCAUGUUGGGUGUGUAUUAGCCAUGCGAUUCAGAACUCUCCAGCCUCCUGGGGUCACUAUGAUGUCUGCAAAUCACAGCUUUACACGGAUAAUGGACUUGUGUGGCAUUACAUGGCCUGUCAGCCAGAAUCCACCAACAUGAACAAAUACGUAAAAGUGAAUCUGGAGCCGGAGAACAUCACGUGUGGAGAACCGCCUGAGAUCUACUGCGCGCUGGAGAACCCGUACAUGUGCAAUAACGAAUGUGACGCCGCUACAGAGGAACUCGCUCAUCCUCCUGAGCUUAUGUUUGAUGUUGAGGGUCGAAACCCAACUACAUUUUGGCAGUCGACCACGUGGAAGAAUUACCCCAAACCUCUGCAGGUAAACAUCAUUCUGUCAUGGGACAAAACCAUCGAGUUGACGGAUGACAUCGUGAUCACGUUCGAAUCGGGUCGACCCGAGCAGAUGGUUCUGGAGAAGUCUCUGGACUACGGGAGAACGUGGCAGCCAUACCAGUUUUAUGCCACUGACUGCCUGGAUGCCUUCACCAUGGAUCCCCGGUCAGUGCGUGAGAUGUCUCAGAGCACACUGCUGGACAUCAUCUGCACCGAAGAUUAUUCCCGAGGUUACGUCUGGAAAUACGACAAAACGGUGCGCUUUGAGAUCAAAGACCGUUUCGCUCUGUUCGCUGGGCCACGACUCCACAACAUGGCAUCGUUAUAUGGACAGUUAGACACCACCAAAAACCUGAGGGACUUUUUUACACUCACUGAUUUACGCAUCAAACUCUUACGGCCUGCGACAGGAUCCACCACCGUGGACGAGGAAAAUCUGUCCAGAUACUUCUACGCCAUUUCAGACAUCAAAGUUCAAGGAAGGUGUAAGUGUAACCUCCAUGCCAACUCGUGUGUGUUUGACAAAGGGAAGCUGAGCUGUGUGUGUGAACACAACACAACGGGAGUCGACUGUUCACGCUGUAAAAAACACUAUCAGGGCAGAGCGUGGAGCCCGGGGUCGUACCUGCCCAUUCCCAAGGGCACUGCUAACGUGUGUUCAGAGUGGACCAGCAGGUGAGUCUCUCACCAUCAUCUCACACCUCUUCCUCACUAAUUACCAAUUCACUCAGCUUCUGUCUGUCUGUCUGUCUGUGUGUUUGUCUGUCUGUCUGUCUGUCUGUCUGUGUGUUUCUCUGUCUGUCUGUCUGUCUGUCUGUGUGUCUGUCUGUCUGUGUGUUUGUCUGUCUGUCUGUCUGUCUGUCUGUGUGUUUGUCUGUCUGUGUGUUUGU